Molecule: messenger RNA, 1833 nt
Organism: Eutrema salsugineum
Lineage: Eukaryota; Viridiplantae; Streptophyta; Magnoliopsida; Brassicales; Brassicaceae
Product: serine/threonine-protein kinase Nek4
Exons: 14
Coding region: 21-1691 (556 amino acids)
Biological process (GO): protein phosphorylation
Molecular function (GO): ATP binding; protein kinase activity
Source: RefSeq, a predicted model, not a curated record
GUUUGUUUUUGAAGAUUUCCAUGGAGCGGUAUGAAGUUCUGGAGCAGAUUGGGAAAGGCUCCUUUGGCUCUGCUCUUCUUGUCAGACACAAACAAGAACGAAAGAAAUACGUAUUGAAAAAGAUUCGUCUCGCUCGACAGUCUGAUAGGGCUCGCCGAUCAGCCCAUCAGGAGAUGGAGCUUAUUUCUACUGUCCGCAAUCCAUUCGUUGUGGAAUACAAAGAUUCAUGGGUUGAAAAGGGUUGCUAUGUCUGCAUCGUUAUUGGAUAUUGUGAAGGCGGAGACAUGACAGAAACCAUAAAAAGAGUAUGUGGCGUUCAUUUUCCGGAAGAGAAACUCUGCCAAUGGCUUGUUCAACUCCUAAUGGCACUUGAUUAUCUGCACUCCAACCAUAUUCUUCACCGCGAUGUCAAGUGUUCUAAUAUAUUCUUGACAAAAGAUCAAGACAUACGGCUUGGUGACUUUGGCCUCGCUAAGAUUCUCACUUCUGAUGACCUUACAUCCUCUGUUGUUGGUACUCCAAGUUACAUGUGCCCUGAGCUUCUUGCUGACAUACCUUACGGAUCAAAGUCAGACAUUUGGUCUUUGGGAUGCUGCAUGUAUGAAAUGGCUGCUCAUAAACCUCCUUUCAAAGCUACUGAUGUGCAGACAUUGAUCACCAAAAUACACAAACUGAUAAUGGAUCCUAUUCCUGCCAUGUAUUCCGGUUCAUUCCGAGGCCUCAUCAAAAGUAUGUUGAGGAAAAAUCCUGAACUCAGGCCGAGUGCUAGUGAGCUGCUUAACCAUCCUCAUCUUCAGCCGUACAUCAGCAUGGUUUAUCUGAAGCUUGAGAGUCCCAGGCGAAGCACUUUUCCACUGCAAUGGUCUGAGAAGGGCUCUACGGUGAAUGAAAGAAGAAGGCAUUCUUUCAGCAACGACAGGAGAUUGAAUCCGAGUGUCUCUGAUACAGAAGCAGGCUCUGUGUCUUCUUCAGGCAAAACAUCUCAUUCACCAGUGUAUAAUGGGAGGAAAGUCUCACAAGUAACAGUUGGAGUCGUCAGUGAAGAGAUUGUUGGUCAAAGACAAAGGCAGGAGGGAGUGAAGAAGCAAUCAGGUGGAGCAAGAACACCGAGAGUGGCUGCGACCUCAGCAAAGGCAUAUGUCAUGUCAAAGAGGGUUGAAACGCCGUCAAGCACGCCGCGCACUGUCUCCAAACAUGAACUGAAGAAGGAGUUGAAUCCUGGAGACAGAAGGAGGAGUAGGAGAGUAUCUCUUCCGUUGGUGGUGGAAAACCCGAUGUGUCCAUACGAAUCGGACAUCACUGCAAUUUGCGGCCUAAACUCACCGGACGUUUCUGUAAACGCUCCAAGAAUGGACAAGAUGGCUGAGUUCCCUGACGGUCUCUUGCAGAGCAGAGAGAGAGAGUCAAGAGCAGUAGAUAAAAAUGAGGACAAGUCGAUGACCAAGGACAAGUGUACGAGUGUAAAGACAAGGUCAGGAGGUUGGGAGGAAAAACAGACAAGGUUCGACACGUCGUCGUAUAAGCAGCGCGCGGAGGCUCUGGAGGGAUUGCUGGAGUUCAGUGCAAGGCUUCUGCAGCAGGAAAGGUACGAUGAGCUUGCUGUCUUGCUUAAACCCUUUGGACUCGAGAGGGUUUCUCCCAGGGAGACGGCCAUCUGGUUGUCCAAGAGCUUCAAACAAGCUUCCGCCUAGAGGCAUCAACCAACCUCCUCCUCCAUCAAAACGCCUUGUAUUUUUGAUUGUCGUCGUUUCAAGUGUAUAAAUAAAAUAAAAAUAAAAAGAAAACGGCGUGCAUGUUAAUUAUCCGAAUGAAUGAAUAAUAUCAAAGCUUGCU